This is a messenger RNA of Laccaria bicolor S238N-H82, 951 nucleotides long. RefSeq lists its product as uncharacterized. Lineage: Eukaryota; Fungi; Basidiomycota; Agaricomycetes; Agaricales; Hydnangiaceae. The transcript has 5 exons. The record is from RefSeq and is a predicted model, not a curated record. The coding region runs from base 1 to 951 and encodes 316 amino acids.
AUGCCUCCCACCCCUUCCUUGGUCUCCGACUGCGCCAGUAGUGCGUCACCAUCGAGGGUGGGUCCUUUACCGACAUCAUUUUUACACGACGAACCCGAAUUCCAGUUCCGCGUGGCAAGAUGGGCCUCGACACUUCGCACUGUGGAAGAAGACGAGUUUGUAAUCCUACCCGCUCUUCCCACUCUCGCCUUCGCUUUCAAUCGUAUUCUCAAAGCGUCAAAUAAUCGCUCCAAAGAACAUGCUCAGCGUCGUGCCAUUGACGACAUUAUCGAAUUAGCUUUUAGUGCGAGGCGUGAUCGUCAUUGUAAUUUUGGAACUGAAGAGGGCUAUCGCCUUGUGGGGUCGCCUGGCAAUCCGGAUGCGGUGUCCGACACCUUGGUGACAAUUCCUUCAGUGACCAUCGCUGAUAAAAUAGGAGUGACUCGGCUUUCCUUUCAAACACCAUCCACUGCAGAACACCUCUAUUGGUCCACUGGCGGGUCGAUGGACGGCUUUUCAAUCAUUGGGUUCCCUGGAGAAUUCAAGGCGGAUGAGAAUCACUCCAAUAAGAACCAGGUAAUUAUGGCGCUUGUCACUGCACAGGCGCAGCGGAAAGCUCUCGAACUCAAGCAUUCUAUCAUCAUGGGGGCUAUCGCCUCUCGUGGCCACGUGCAAAUUCUCUCUUCGUACAGGAAAAGUGAGAACUCGUUCGUUUACAUCCACGCGCACAAGCAACUGUUUGAUCUGUCCGACCCUAGUCAGCUGAUACGUCUGUACGUUUUUUUUUCGAAGCUCGAGAGGGAUUUCCAGGGUACCAUCGCCUCGGAGCUCCUGACUACAGUAGAAAACGUCGUCGGACAAAUGGCGGUAAUUCGGGCAACAGUAAUGGUAGUCUUAUGGAUGCGGAUGGAUUCGAUGGUGGUCCUGAAGGUGCGGAUGGAUUCGAUGGUGACCAGUACAUGGACAUUAUAA